AUGGAACGUGCCGGUGCACGCCAGCAAAGCAACGAAGAACCCAAGAGCGACCCCGAAGACCCCAAGAUAACCCUCUCGGAGAAAAUCUCCCUCCUGCUCAGGCGCCCAACCAUGAAUGGCACCAGCGGAAGAGGAUGGACAUCACGAUCCCGCACGCCGCCAUCCCCAUCCCAAAACGGGGGUAGCGACGAAGAGAACCUCAUCCCGGAGCUCCCCUGGCUCCGCACGCUCCUCAGCAGCCCACAGAAAACCGUCCUAAGACUGACCGUCGACUCACAGACGGCCAUCCCGUCCGAGGCGCAGUGGAAGCGCGCCACAGACCACCUCCGCUCGAAGCUCUGGGCGAUGCGGCAGAACUACCCGCGCGCGAAGAGGUUCGGUGGCGUUAUCUGCUGGAAUAAGUGGAUGCGCUUGUUCACUGAGGAUAUGCGUCGGGUCUCUGCUCGUGCGAUCACUGGGGAUGGGGAUGCGGCUGGGGAUAAGGUGCCCAGGGAGUAUCGGGUUGUGUCGUGGGCUGCUGGGGGCAGGAUCACUCAUUUUUGGACUGAGGAUUUGGUGUUGGUGGAUUUUUUGACCGAGAUUGAGGAUAAUCUUGAGGGGGAUGGGCAUGAUGGGCAGAAGAUUUGGGGGGUGCCUAUGGCUAGUGUUCGGCUUUGA
Aspergillus homomorphus CBS 101889 is the source of this 657-nucleotide messenger RNA. RefSeq lists its product as uncharacterized. Lineage: Eukaryota; Fungi; Ascomycota; Eurotiomycetes; Eurotiales; Aspergillaceae. The transcript has 2 exons. The record is from RefSeq and is a predicted model, not a curated record. The coding region runs from base 1 to 657 and encodes 218 amino acids.